Molecule: messenger RNA, 1071 nt
Organism: Perognathus longimembris pacificus (Pacific pocket mouse)
Lineage: Eukaryota; Metazoa; Chordata; Mammalia; Rodentia; Heteromyidae
Gene: Cln6
Product: CLN6 transmembrane ER protein
Exons: 7
Coding region: 84-1022 (312 amino acids)
Source: RefSeq, a predicted model, not a curated record
CGCACUCCACGCCGCCUCACUCUCCGGAGCGGCCGCGGCGCGGGGCGUCCCGGCCGGCCUCGGUCUCGGCCGUCCGGGCAGCCAUGGAGGCCGCGGCACGGAGGCGGCAGCUCCCCGGAGCGGCGGGCGGUCCAGGCACGCAGCCCGGAACUUUCUUCCUGCAGGCCAGGCACAGCUCAUUCAAGGCGGACGAGGCUGAUCGCACGGCUCCCUUCCACUUCGACCUCUGGUUCUACUUCACACUGCAGAACUGGGUUCUGGACUUCGGCCGCCCCAUUGCCAUGCUCGUGUUCCCACUCCAGUGGUUCCCUCUCAACAAGCCCAGUGUCGGAGACUACUUCCACAUGGCCUACAACAUCAUCACCCCCUUUCUCCUGCUCAAGCUCAUCGAGCGGUCCCCCCGCACGCUGCCGCGCUCGGUGCUCUACAUCAGCAUCAUCACCUUCAUCAUGGGCGCCAGCAUCCACCUGGUGGGCGACUCCGUCAACCACCGCCUGCUCUUCAGCGGCUACCAGCACCACCUGUCGGUCCGCGAGAACCCCAUCAUCAAGAACCUCAAGCCGGAGACGCUGAUCGACUCCUUUGAGCUGCUCUACUACUAUGACGAGUACCUGGGUCACUGCCUGUGGUACAUCCCCUUCUUCCUCAUCCUCUUCAUGUACUUCAGCGGCUGCUUCACGGCCUCGCGAGAGCAGAGCGCCAUGCCGGGGCCGGCCCUGCUCCUGGUGGCGCCCAGCGGCCUCUACUACUGGUACCUGGUCACCGAGGGCCAGAUCUUCAUCCUCUUCAUCUUCACCUUCUUCGCCAUGCUGGCGCUCGUCCUGCACCAGAAGCGCAGGCGCCUCUUCCUGGACAGCAACGGCUUCUUCCUCCUCGGCUCCUUCACCGUCACCCUCUCGCUGGUGGCCGUCUGGGUGGCCUGGCUGUGGAAUGACCCCGUGCUCAGGAAGAAGUACCCGGGCGUCAUCUAUGUCCCCGAGCCCUGGGCCUUCUACACGCUCCACGUCAGCAGUCGGCCCUGAGCCGCCAGGCCGGCCUCCGCUCCACGGCCGCGCGGGUGUGCGCGUGUGC